AAGCAAGAUGCUAGAAUGAUACGCUCUUUUCUUGUGUCAAUGCGACCACAUUUUGCUGCUUCAAAGCGUCUAAUCUUUUGUAAUGUCUUCAUCUAGACUUCUAUCUGUAAUACAGCGAUAAUGGCAAUAAGCCACAAAUCAUUCCGUACGCACAAAAAGAAGCCCCAAAGCUAAGGUUCUAUGCCCUGCCGGAUGCAUAGAACCAAACCCCGUAACCACCGCACAGAGAGAAAGAAGGAGAGUACGAGAAAGAGCAAGCGAGCGAGAAUGAGAGGGAGCGAACGAGAACGCCUCUCGGCCGCCACCGCGGAAUACGUCCAACGCAGCCGAAAGUGAGAGAGCGAGCGAGAGAGUGAAUGCGUCAAACGGCGAGAGAGGAGCGCAGAUGAAAGAAAAAUAAUACGGUCGCCAUUACGUUUUCGCUUGUGCUUGAUAAACGUGUUGUGAGGAAAAAUCGAAAAAGCACCCGUAAAAAGGUGCCCACCGCGGCUGAAACUAUCGCCAAACGGAAGCGUACGACACGUGCUACCGGAAAGUGGUGCAGUACACUCGAUUACGUAUUUACUAAAAAAAGCUUCUCGGGAAGAGUGCUAAGGCGAUCGUGAACAGUGUAAUCGUGCAACAUUGUAGGGCAAUUACAUCAGCACACACCUAUCUCCCGGCGCAGUUUAUUCCUCGACCAGCAACAACCUGUCAAUGGGUGUGGAAGGAUAGUAAUAACUUCCUCGUAGCAGUGGCCGUUCUUGUUACCCUGUACAAUAUUCUGCUCGGUUAGCAACACGCUACUCCCGCCGUACACGAUAAACAGUACCCGCGACAGGAUACAAACAAACCGAUGCAACAUUCGUUGCGACCAAGGCAACCCACCAACAGCGCUCGGUACCGGUAAAGCCACCACCAGCACGUUAGACGACCCCCGCUUGUACAUGUGUGCUUACAGGCGGCAAACAGCAAUUAAAACCACUAUUCCUCAGUGAGGGGUUUAAAAAGUAUGGACGAUGAGCAUGGAUCCGAAGCCACUAUUACCUCAGCUGAUAAAAAUACGCCACCGACGACGGAGCCCAGUACGCAGCCCGAUUGCAUCACAAAGCCGGAGGUCGCCGGCGAUAUUCCGCUAUCAGCUACAAUCGAUACAGAGGGCGGCGAAAUGGAAGAAGAUAGCGAAUCGCUUGCGUCGCAAUCGUGCCAACCGCCCGAGCAGAAUGCCACAGACGCGGACGUGGCGGCAACGGCACCACCACCGGCUGCAGGCAAAAAUGCCAGUCCAGGGAAGGACAAACCAUUCGAGGAAUGUCAUGAUGCAUCCACGAGCGGGGGAGAAAUGGCACACGCCACCGGCCAGAAGGCAUUGGAAGCUGCUGCAGACGGGAGUGGCGAUGCAGACCAACAGCAGAAGGAGGAAACCAUCGUCGCAGUCAAUGGCGCCGAAGAGGAAUGUUCUGAAACAGUCGAAGGUGUGGAGUCGGGCGUCGAUACGCAUGUUGUUCAGUCGGAUUUGCCUGACGCCGCCCGAACAGACAUGGACGUUGAGCAAAGUGUCGCGACCGAGCAGGAUGAACUGGUACUUGAUACCUCCGCAAAGGAGUCAACUUCGACGCAGAAAGACGAUUGCCAUCCGGAAGUUAGUGAGGAAAAGAUUUCCAGUGAGAUAAAAAGCACUGCCGAAUCGGGUGAAGCGUUGCCGGAAGAUAUGGAUGCUGACGUUGGUGGUGCGACCGAGCCGACAGAGCCCUGCGGAUGGAGCCAUGCAGCGGCAGAGGAUCAGCUAGCAAAAGAUAACAGCCCGCCUGAGGAAACGGCUGCAAAAGAAGUAUCCGGCGACGAGGCUGGAGAAUCGUGCUUAAAUACAGAGACGACCUCUUCGUCACAGGCACACAUUUCACAAGCAACGAAAAGUAGUCAAGAAUGUAAUGAAAGUGUAGAUACGAGUAAUGUGGAAAUGUCUGACGCUUCAGAAGCAGAUGGCACAGCUACCAUAGGUGUAAAGGCAGAAGCAGCCGCGUCGGCAGCUGCGACCGAGUCGGAGCCAAACGUUAUUGAAAAAUCGCUUUCCGAUCCUGAGAGCAGUGCUGCUGCUGAAGACGGUAACCAUAGUAACGUCACGCCAGAGAAGGAACAAACAGCCCACCAGGGUGAACGAAGCAGAUCUGCGUCGCCUUUGGGCGGCCAACCAGAGAGGAGCAACCAUCCAUCGGAGGACGACCGGCAAAGUAGUACAGGCAGUAGUAAAGUUGUAAAUAUUUUAACCCCAGAACGCGCAAGCACAGAUGUGCAAGAUACAUUUAUCAACGGUAUGAGCUCAACCUCAACUCCGGAAGCGGCUGGAAACGAUUCCUCAGUGGACAGUGAAAAGGAAGAGAAGAAAGAGAGCGAAACUGAUCGCAAGGAACCAGAACUACAGCCCGUUAGUUGGUCAGAUACGGAGGGCAUGAAGGAAAGCAUGGCGCCGCACUUAACCGCCGCCACGAAUUCGCUAAAGCGCCGUGCAUCGGACACACCUUUGGAGGGAGAAAACGAAGAGCGGAAGAGAAGGAUGUCUAGUGGUGAAAUUCAGUUAAAGCAAAUGAAGUUCGAUGAUCAUCAUCCGCCCUCCGUUUCAUCGGACGGAGCGACAGAACGUGUUGCAGUGAAAGAUAGUUGCUCGCCGCAGCGAAUAGAUGAAGAAAUGCGUGAGAUGAGCGAAUGUGAGCAAGUUACUCAAAAGGCACCAGCAGCUGACGAUUUGGUUGUGGAGCGCGUGAUGGAAAGUGAACAGGCUGAACAAACGGACGUUAACCUCACGGAUGGUAAGAGCGGCGAGGAAAACAACCUGAACCAUUCAAUCGAUUCCGGCAAGUCGUCGCUCUCGAUCGAUGCCUCCGCCGAGCAGCUAAUGGAUCGACCGCUAACGCCACGCAUACCAAAAGAGCUGGAAGACGUUGGGGAAGAAGACGGCGAAGGUAAAUCGUUCGCGCUCGUCCACCACGAGCAGAAUGAACCAGCCGAGCCGGCGGACGGUAAUAGCAGUAGCAGCAGUAACAGCUCCAGCUCUACGGACAGUUCUUCGUCGUCGUCCUCUUCGUCCUCGUCAUCUUCGGAAAGCGAUAGUUCCGGCGAUGAGGCUGAACCAAGCGAGGAACAAGUGUCGCCCGCCAAACAAUCAACACCAAUAGCUGGACGGUCGGUUGUAAGCGAAGCGCCCGGCUCAGCGGUUACACACGUGCCGGAAUCCGACCGACAGGGACAUCAUUCCGAGCAGGAUUCCUCGGAGGAUAGUUCCAGGGACAGCACAGCGAUGGAAGUGGACGAGUCGGCAGAUUCGGAAGAAGAAAGACCGGGCCAUCGGGACGACGAGGCAAAGAUUACUCGUAGCGAGGGCCUAAAGUUGUCGAUAUCGUUGAAACGGUCAUCAACCGUCGCCACUCCAAAUAGGAGCGAGGAGACGCCAUCGGCGGGUAAAGCAACGGGUGUCCUGCAACCUACACAACCUUUGCAGCCGGUCGAUUUCAGCAACAUUUUGAAGAAGGGCCUGCUGUUGAACGAAAACAAGGGCCUGAUCAAGAUCGACUACAACCAGGUACCGGUCAUGAACUACUCACAGCAGGGCACGACGGCUUGCGAGCCACCGCAAAUCCAACCAUUGCCAGAGCCCGCCCCUCUACCCGCCUCGCUACAUCAACUGGCGGAAUAUCGACCUGUGAUGCAAAAUCUCACCCCCUGGAACAAUGAUGGAACAAGUAUGGCGACAGGAAACAUUUUGAAAAACACGCUGAUAUCAAAACACUUAAGUAGCAUUGGACAGUUGGGCAAAUCCGUGCCGCUGCUGGCUCCACCAGCGCAGGACGAGUCGUCGGACACGAUGGACGAGGAUAAUCGUCUGGUGAUUGCCGAGAAGCAGCGUCGCUAUAGGAAGAAAAACACUAACAGCCAUGCGACGCUACCGGCUGCGCAUCAGAUGAACUCGACCAUGUUCCCAUACCAACAAAUGCACCUACUGCAGGAGCAACAGUUUUAUCCCGGUGUGUCCGAUGCGCUCCACAACAACAUGCACAGUUUGCACGGGUUUGCGAACACGAGUUUAGCCAACUAUGGAGCAACGGUUGGGCUUCCGACGCCACAAACCCACAAUGCCGCCCUAGCUGCCUACCCUACGCUGCCCGGUGCUGCUGCCGAAAGAUUGCAACAUUUCAUCGAUGCCGCGCAGCUGGCUGCUCAACCGAAGGGGAACCAAUCGAAGGCAAGCAACACUAAGCGGCCGGCAGAACGAAGGAAACGAAAUCAAGCUAAACCGGGAGCUGCUGGCGGCAAUGGCCCUGCCCUGGGCGACCUUACCUCUCCGCUAACGGCUAGCUAUAUGCAUUUGUCCAAGCUUAGCAAACCGAACGAAUACGCUCAGCAGCACCAACAGCAGCCGCCGCCGACGCUUCCAAACGCUUCGCAGCUGUCUGCGCUUCACAGUCAUCCCGACAGCAGUCACAUGCGUCUGGAGUCGAUGGGAAACCCUCCACAAGUUCCAGCGAUGCAGCAGCCACCACCACCGCCGCCGCCCGAGAAGAAGAAGGACAAAAAGAAGGUGUUCCUCUGUUCGCCGUGUGGUACGCACUACGAGAAUUGGAACUUGUUCCUGCACAUGCGGGAGGUCCAUCGUAAGCACAUUUGUCUCUACUGCUUGGGCAUCUUCCCGUCGGCGGAACGGUUGGUAAGCCAUCUUGGCACGAAGCACGGCGUGCUGAAGAAGCAUCACGGAAGUUUGGAAGAGUAUCUGAGGCAGUGCCACUACGACGAUGCCGAUCGGACGGUGGCCGAUGUACAGCACACGGUCCAGCAGCAACCGUUCUAUUUGAUGUGCUCCCGCUGCGAGCACAUGUUCGAAAGCAACGUGAACGAUGUGCAGCAAAGGGAGGAACAGCUCCGGGCCCAUGAUUGUGCGAACUAUCUCGAAACGUGUGGUAGCUGUGGCCAGCUGAAGCAGGCCAAACAUCGGUGCGAUGGUGUGAACGGUACGCUGGCGGGUGGCAAAAAGAAAGCACCGAAAAAGUCCUUGCCCGGUGGUUCCGGCUACGCUAAUGGACCUCUGGCUGGCAAUGAUGCAGCGGCUGCUGGCGUGAAACUGAACGGAAAUGUGCCGGAGAGUGGGUUCAGUAGUACCAACCAGACGCUCGGUACACCGAAGGGAGGAACGCCAUCAAAGGGAGUCGGUAGUAAAUCAUCGAGCAAGAAGAAACAACCCCAAAUGCAACACAGUCAUCAUCAACAGGAGCAACAGCAGCACCAGCAACCGUUUAUUGGCAGCUCUAUCCUAGAGACGCAACUCUUGAAGGACGUUAAAAGCGCAGAGUUACAUGCUCCAAUUGGAAACAGUUACGAAGGCGCUCUUCAUCCAGGCAUUGGUGAUGUGGAUGGCGCAUUUGCUCAACCUAUAGCAGAAAGCUACGGUCAUUUGCAGUACCCUACACCAGUGAUGAACGGUGAACUAACGCAUCAGAAGGAAUUCGUUCCACCCGUCAUCAAUGCAACGACUCCACCAGCGCACGAACCUAGUGAGUCCACUUCAUUGACAUGCGUUGUUGAUCAGCAAGCGAACGAACCGCCUCCUCCACCGCCAGCAGUGACUCCUCUAGUGCCAAAGUUAAAGGUAAAAAUACCGAUCCAGUAUCUGACGCCGAUGGAAAGCGAAGAAUCGUCCGCAGAAAGUGACGAUGAGGAGGAGGACGAAGAGGAGGAAGAGGAAGAAGAAGACGAAGAAGAGGAAGAGGAAGAGGAAGAGGUCAAGGAAGAUGGCGAAGAACCGGCAGAAACGGUGGCGACAGCAGAAGAGAACGAACGGAACAGUCAUGCUGAAAUGGAGCAAGCUGAAGGCGGCGAACUGGCGCAGAAAAUCGAAACAGAUCGUGAACAUCUAGAAGAGCACCAGGAAGCAUUUGACGAGAACAAACCUGACCACACACCAGCGGAAGAACAAGAGCAAAUAAAACAGGACAAUGUGGAAGUGGCGGAAGAUACGGCACUGCAGGAGCCAAUCCCUAUGGAUAUCGAUGAAAGCCUCAUGAUCGAGCGAAGGCGCGAUGUACCAACCAGAGCGUCGACCGAUGCAAAACAAUCGCCGGAAGAGAUUGGGGAUGGUGCUGCUGGUGAAGUGGCGGAAGGAAACAAAAUUGCUCCCACGGACGGACCAUCGGAUGGUUCUACCUCUCUCGCGGCUUCCGUCGAGACAAGUGCAAAUGUGGAGGAUAAAACGGAACCGAUGGACGCUGUGCCCACUCCAUUGGCGUCCGAAACGGAACAGAACGAACCGCCUCCGCAGUGUGAAGGUGUUGCGGAAGUGGCCAAAACGCUUGCAGAGGAAGAAGCAUCGGAGCGCUUGGCCGCUGCCGAGAUGCUGUUUGAUUUGUCGGCAACUGGUGGUGAAGUUAUGGCAAUGGACAGUAUGCAACCGGAAAAUGCGGAAGAAGCUCCCGAAAAAGAUUCGAUGGCAAUAGCGGACAGUGAUGCUCAGCUGUUCACGCUAACGCUGGACGAACCGCUCGAUCGUAUCCCAAUACGCGAGUUCAUACGGAUCUGUCUGCGCGCGACCGUUCCCUUCUGUCUGUACUGUAACCAUGCCCGACGUAUCGCCGUCAAUGGCCGGCAACUCGUGCUGCAUAUAAUUGCGAUGCAUCGGUUCCAGGCGACGGUGAACAGCAUCACCGGCGAGGAGCUGCUUCCCGAGACGAUUUUGCAGCGGUUUCUCAACACCCUCGACGAGCUCGGGACGGAGCAGGCCUACCUGAACGUGGAAACGUUCGACAACUCCUGGACGACGGAGCAACGGACGGCGGUACCGUUUGUGAAGGUGUUUGAGUGUUUCCAGUGUCGCUUCAGCACGGUGGUGCACAAGGAGCUGUACCUGCACAACCGCAAGAUGCAUCAAAAGUCGGUACUGCUCUGUCUGAUGUGCAAGGGCAACUUCUUCAGCUACAGCGAGCUGCUCUGCCACAUGUGCCCGGGCGUGUCCAACCAUACGACCGCGCUGGAUUACAUGUUCCGAUGCUGCGUCUGCAACGUGGACGGCAUACCGUCCGCCUUCCGGCUGAUGGUGCACCUGCGCAAACGCCACUACGCUUGUGAUGUCUGUCUGGAGGAGUGCGUGGAUCAGAGCCGGCUCUCGAACCACGUGUGGAAGCACAAGCUGCACCAUUUGUGCUACCGGUGCGGCAUCGGCUACCGCAACAAGGCGGACAUCUUGAAGCAUCUGUUCUGGAAGCACGGCACCGAGGGUGUGCUGUGCAAGCGGUGUCUGCAGAAGAAGUGGCCGCACGUGUAUCACUUCUGCGUACCGCCGGCCCAGUUCGUGUGCGAGGUGUGCCAGGCAACGUUUAAUCGCUCGGUAGCGCUGAAGGUGCACCGGCGCCUGCACAAUGGCGAGGCGAAGUAUCCGUGCACGGAAGAUGGCUGUGAAAAGCGGUUCAUUUCGAAAAAGCUUCUGCUGAAGCACGUGCACAGGCAUGACUUGGAGAAAGCGGAGACGGAGAAGGAACAGCUCGCUGCAAGCAUGGAUACGGAAGCUGCCUCAGCUGACGAUGGAAACGCUCAUGAUGCGACACAGGAAGGAUCGGACCCGAAAAGAACGAACGAAGACGAAGCAAAUGCAGCCGAUGCCAUUAAAACAGAACCACUGCCGGACGACAACGCAGAAGGUGUUGCUAACAGUUCCGGGGCUACAAUUGCCGAAGGACAGGGCGCUGAUGCUGGUGAUAGAAAAGAUCUACCGAUGGAAGAAUGUGCUGACAAGGACACGAUUAAAAAGGAAUCAGCCGAAGAUGCCGACAGCGCAAACCCGUUGGAGGGCAAAGAUGGCAGUGGGUCCGCGGAUAGCAAGGACCAGCUUUCUGAGGAUUCGAACAGAAAGGAAGAAUUGGCGAAAGAGCAAGCACCAGAAGCGGCAUCGGCUGCGGUGGAAGCGAUGGACGUCUCAACACCGGCGAAGAAGUCAAAGAAGAAACGGAAGGCAAGGGACGACGAUAAAUCUGUGGUCGAUCUGAUGAAUUUGCCCGCGUUGAACCUUUCCGAGAGUGACAGUAGUGACGAUUCGGAUAACGAAAACUCGAACGCAAGUUUCAACUCGCGACGAUUUGGGGACUGUAUCGAAACGGAAUCCGGUGCUCUCCGUGACGAUCCAAUGGAGUCUAAAGUGGAUGGUGUGAAUCUUAUGCACGGCGAGGAUGCUGUCGACCGCGAACAAACUCCGGAAGAAGGCCUGCAGCAGAAAGAGGGUGCAGCAAACGAAGACGACCAAGCGGAGCGGAGUGAGAAUGCUUCGCAAGAGCUGGCGGCACCGCUGGACCCGAUUGCAAACAUCUGGAACAACUUCAAGCGCUACCAGGCGAAUCAUCGGACAGCCAGCCGGAAACAGUCGGCGGACGAGGAGCAGCGAUUGGAGGACGAGCUAGUGGAGCGAAUGCUGAAAACAACGAUACUGCAUGUGUCACAAUCGGACCACGAUUACUGCAUGAUGUUUAAGCCCAUUUUGUCCGAGGCGGAGCUGGAAGCAGAGCUGCAAAGCAAACCACAGCAAGAGUCACUCCUGCUGAAAGGUGGACGAGAUGCGGAAGAGAACGUGGAAGAGGGUCGCCGUACGCCCGAGGCGGCUGUCAAGAGUUCGAGCAAGCGCAAUGACGACCAAUCGUCCGACAGCGAGGACAGCAGCGAUUCUGAUUCAAGCUGUGAAUGUGGCUCGAACUGUAGUUGCAGCUCAAGCUCCAGCAACAGCUCCAGCUCCAGCUCGGACGAUUCCGACAGCUCCGACAACGAAGACGCACGAAAGGGUAGCAAGAAAGGGACGGAUCAACCUAAGAAGGAAGAGGAUGAAGCUACCUCACCGACCGUUUCAGCUGCCGAGGCUGUCGCCCAACCGGUGCCGGAACCGGAAGAGGUGGAGGAGCUGCCACCGCCCGAGCCCGUCGAUCCGGACAGCGUGAUCGUGGAUUCGGAUUUGCACACGGACGAGUCGGAAACGGACGAAGAGUUUUACGACGAGCAUCCGCAGAAGCUGGCCAACCAGCUGCUGGCAGAGAAACGGCGCCAGCUGCUGGCGCAGACGGGCGCCUCGAUGAACUACGGCAUGGUGGAAAACAGCCGCCCAUCGACACCGUCGCUGCCGCCGGAGGAGGUGGCACCGGGCAAGAAGAAAGUGAAGCCGAAGAAGCGCAAACGGGAGAGGAAGUCCUCCAAGCGGUUCAUGUCGCCGGCGGGUAGCACGUUCGUGGAACAGCAGGUGCCGGUCACCAACGCCACCCUGUCCGCCGUACCGGCGAUGGAUGUUGUGCCGUACGUACCACAGCACAUCCCUUACCAUUGGCCGCAAGGAGAGCAACAGCAUCAUCAGCAGCAUCUAGCUGGCUUUACGUCGCACGGCUCCGCAGAGAUGGGACCAGCUGCAGUGGCGGCACACUCCGUGCACACCCCUAACCAGCCCCAGCAAAUGCAGCUGGCGUCAGCGAUGGCACCGUUGGAGAUACCGGCCGUACCACCAGCACUGCCCGUUCAGUCCGCCCUGCCAGCAGCCGUCGUCGCCGGCGACGAUCUGGGCAAAAUCAGUGCCCCUCGUCUCAGCACGGGCAAUAGUUCGGAAUCGGACGCACCGCUCAAGCGAUCGCAACGCAGCCGUAAGCCGAACAAAUUCUACGGCUACACGAGCGAUGACGAGAGUGCGGCCGCUUCGCUACCACUCCCAUCCGGCUUAACCCUGUCAACUAAUCCGGAAAAAUCGAUCCUCUCGCUGAUGAAGCCAACACCGCCACCGAACCUGGUGUGGAGCAAGGAGGAUCUUCCCUCGCCCCCAACAAAGUCCAGCAAAACGGCGGGUGGUGCUGGCGCCAGCAGCAAAGCGACGUCGGGCCAGCGGCGCAGUAUCGAUCACCUGACGCCGGUGUCAUCGCGGCGAAACUCCGGCAUCGGUAUGACACUGGAAGAGCUGGGCUCGGUGCCUCCAGCAGCUGCCGCCUUUGCCGAGCAGCAGUACCCGACCGUCCAGCAGCUCGCGACGCCGACGGUGAUGAUGCCGUCGUUCGAUGCGAGCACUCCCACCACCCCGAGCCAUCCGCCGCUGCCAAAGUUGAAGCUUUCGCUGGGUAAAAAAUCGUCCGUCGCUAGCGUUACGCCCAAGGGUGUAAGGCAGCCGGCGGCCAACAGCCGACGCCGCAAACCGGCGACACCCCGCACACCGAAAGUGAAGACACCCAAAUCGGCACCGCCGAUGGGGCUGAGCCUGCAUGGUUCGUCGAUGCUGCUACCGACCGGUACCCCGGGAACGCCCGGUCCCCUGUCUGCCCCGCUCAUACCGGCUGCCGGGGGCGUUGCAUCGUCCGCCCUGUACCAAGCGCCGACCCUGUCUGCCGCUGAGCCACGGCCCAAAAUUCCUCCGAUCGGAUCGUUUCCCAGCAUACAGACGGAUCUGUUCCGGCCGAAUCAAAUUCGCGUGCCGGCCGGGUGGCGCGCCCCCAAGGAGGGUGAAUCGGUGUACUGUUACUGUCGCGCGCCGUACGACGAGGUGUCGGAGAUGAUUGCCUGCGACGAUGACAACUGUCGGAUCGAAUGGUUCCACUUCGAGUGUGUCGGCAUCAUUAUGCCACCGAAGGGCAAGUGGUUCUGUCCGGACUGCAAGCUAAGACAGGUGCAGUCGGGCACGGUACUGUCGACGGGCUUGGAGAGCAUGGAAGAAGGUGGUCAAAGUGCAACGACGGGGCAUGCUGUUAGUGGUGACGGGGGAAUGUCGUCUUCCUUAGCAGUAGCAACUUCAACGAAUGGUGGACCCAGCUUAGCACAACCCUCGUCCGUUUACACUCACUGGGGUCAGCCACAGUAAGGGGCAGGAAGGAUGGAAAACAGAGAAACACGCUUAUUAAGUAACCAGUGGAGGGUAUCAUGUUCCUCCCAGGAUAGGCAACACCUCGCCAGUGCAUCGGUCAACGCGGUGAGCCAGCUGGAAAGCUGGAGGCGCGGUGGUAAGGUUUAUCAGGCACGCCGCCGUAUCGAGCGAGCAGAGCAUCCGUUGUUUAGCUUUAUGUUUUUGAGGAACGUUAGGUUUAGUUUAGGCUAAGCUAUUAUACUUUUUUGUGGUAGGGCGGUUGGCUUAUGAUACACGUAGUUACGAGCAUAAUGUAACAUUGUCAGCAGUGGAGCGGUUUACUGUUGGGCCAACAUGUACCGGGUGCAAUGUGACCGUAAGCGCUUCAUGAAAAAAACAGUAGUAAUCCACCAUCCGCGUACUGCUGUUUCGUGGUAGAGUGAUCUAGAAGGCACAGCAUUAACCGUAGAAUUACCUAUAUAGGCAUGUGUGUGAGUGUGCGUGUGUGUACGUGUGGAUGUGAAACGUGUGUGUGUGUGAUAUAGCAAUUCCUAGCAAAGAGUGAGAAGGUGAGCAAACAAUACAAACAAAAAGAGAGAGCGAGAGCAAAGCAAAAGAAACAAAACUUUAAUUGGCGUUUACUUAAAUCGUCGCGUGCACUGAAACAGGGAAAACAUACAAACACACAAUAGAAAACGAAAAAGAGACAAGAAAACUGCAGGACCUUUUACAGCAACGGGGGUCCUGCUUGCAAUUGUGGCAGCAAUAUUUAGUCCUUUUCCUUUCGACCGCUCCUUUCCACUGCACUGAAAUAAAUACCCACACACACCCAUACACGCAGCAAGCGAAGAAAAAGCGCCAACGGGGGCGGUAGAACGUGUCUAGAAAUGCCGGAAUGUUUGAUCUCUCUGCGCGCGCUGGAUUAGUGAGGGAAUAAAAUCUAUGAAGCCAA
Messenger RNA from Anopheles coluzzii, 11756 nucleotides. RefSeq lists its product as uncharacterized. Bases 992 to 10822 code for a protein of 3276 amino acids. Lineage: Eukaryota; Metazoa; Arthropoda; Insecta; Diptera; Culicidae. Gene Ontology annotation, biological process: regulation of transcription by RNA polymerase II. Gene Ontology annotation, cellular component: nucleus. The transcript has 4 exons. The record is from RefSeq and is a predicted model, not a curated record. Gene Ontology annotation, molecular function: RNA polymerase II cis-regulatory region sequence-specific DNA binding; DNA-binding transcription factor activity, RNA polymerase II-specific.